AUGUCUCACUUUGAUCUUACAGAUUGCUCUCAUAGAAGAUUUAAUCCAUUAACAGGAACUUACGUUCUUUGCUCUCCCCAUAGGGCCAAGAGACCAUGGCUUGGUGCAAAGGAAAAUGCCGGUGCCGAGAAAAAAAACACUUACGAACCUGGAUGCUAUCUUUGCCCAGGAAAUAAGAGGGCUGUUGGAAACGCAAUCAAUCCUAAAUACAGUGCCACGUUUAUUUUUCCAAAUGACUUUUCUGCAGUGAAGUUGGACCAACCUGACUACGUUGAUGAAGAUUCAGAGGGUAAAAGUGAAGAGGAAAAGAAGCUCAGAAAACGACUUCUUAUAACCAAGGGAGUCAGAGGUAAAUGCUUUGUUAUUUGCUUUUCUCCAAAUCACGCACUCACCAUGCCAUUAUUGACAGUAAACGAGAUAGUGGGGGUGAUUAAUGCCUGGUUGGGUCUUUACACGGAUCUAAAAAGGCAGCAUUUCGAAGAAGGCAAACCAUACAAAUAUGUCCAAAUUUUCGAAAAUAAAGGUGCUGCUAUGGGUUGUUCGAAUCCUCACCCGCAUUGUCAGAGUUGGUGUUUGGACACGAUCCCGACAGAAAUAUCACGGGAAUUGUCCAAUCUUAUCAAAUACAAGGCUGAAAAUGGUACACACCUGUUUGCUGAUUAUAUAAGACUUGAGCAGUUGGAGAAGGUUAGAAUUGUUCUAGAGAACGAUUCUUUUAUCGUCGUUGUCCCUUAUUGGGCAUUAUGGCCAUUUGAAACUCUUUUAAUUGCCAAGGAACAUCUCAGAUCUUUGGAAGAUUUCGAUGAAAAGCAUAAAGAAGAUCUAGCUUCUAUUUUGAAGAAAUUAACGGUCAAGUAUGACAAUCUUUUCGAGACUUCUUUCCCAUAUUCAGCUGGUCUCCAUCAGGCUCCAUUUUUUGGUUCUGAGGAUGAAUUGGAUUGUUCUUGGUUCCACGCUCAUUUCUAUCCACCAUUACUAAGGUCAGCUACUGUUAAGAAGUUCUGUGUUGGUUUUGAAAUGCUUGCCGAACCUCAAAGAGAUUUGACAAGUGAACAGGCCGCUGCAAAACUUCAACAGUUGGAUUCAGAAACGCAUUACUCACAAAGAAAGUAG
Brettanomyces bruxellensis is the source of this 1113-nucleotide messenger RNA. RefSeq names its product galactose-1-phosphate uridyl transferase (gene GAL7). The transcript has a single exon. The record is from RefSeq and is a predicted model, not a curated record. Gene Ontology annotation, cellular component: cytoplasm. NCBI's taxonomy places the organism in Eukaryota, Fungi, Ascomycota, Pichiomycetes, Pichiales, Pichiaceae. Bases 1 to 1113 code for a protein of 370 amino acids. Gene Ontology annotation, molecular function: UDP-glucose:hexose-1-phosphate uridylyltransferase activity; zinc ion binding. Gene Ontology annotation, biological process: beta-D-galactose catabolic process via UDP-galactose, Leloir pathway.